UUGCGUUGUUUUUCGCAUUGUGCUCUGUUUCCUAUGGUUACACAAAGGGAUAAACACAAUCCGAGCGCUAUUGUUUCAAUCCUUUCGCUAUACUGUGCAUCUGUUGUUUUAACGUCUCUCGAUCGAUUGUUUACAUUCGAAUGCAGAUUGGCGUGGGUGUGCUUCGAUUAGGUCGAUCUAAAGGAUAUCCUAAGGAUCCCUCGAAAAAGAAACCCAGGAGCGUUCCGGCUGUUUACCCAUUUUUUUAUCUGACAAUUCAACCGCAUCGGGCAGCUCACGCUCGCUAGCGCUUCGGCAGUCACUAGCGGCGGCAGCUUCUCGUCAGCGGUGUCCAUAUCAUCCGGCGGGCAGACCUUUUCUUCGGUCCUUACUGAAGUGCUUUGUGAAUCUCAGCAGCGUCAGAGGAUCAGUAGUCUCUCGAAACACUCGCAGCAGCGUUCUGACGGCUACGGUGGCAGCGUUAAUACAACGAUGGAUCUUGAUCGUAAUCCUGUGCCCGAUCAGCUGGGGUAUCUGGUCCUCACCGACGAUGGCUGCGUACACGCAUCCGGUGGCGAGCUGGAGAACGACGAGCACAGUGCAAAUAUUAUCGUAAACCUGCUCACACUCACCGAGAGCGUCGAUCCGGCCCUAUUCAAGCCGCACUCGUGCCGGAAGAUAUCAAUCGUGUACCCCGAGCAUAGCUACACCAUUUGCCUUUCAAACAAACGCGUUUACGUGAUCAAAAAACGGAAUCGGGGCGAUGCAAACUCGAACAGUGGCAACGAGCCGGAGGGACUUUCGAUUUUAGCUUAAAUAUCGGCGAUUUAGAC
This is a messenger RNA of Anopheles bellator, 812 nucleotides long. It is a transcript of the gene Lamtor4, whose product is annotated as ragulator complex protein LAMTOR4 homolog. The transcript is spliced from 3 exons. Gene Ontology annotation, biological process: cellular response to amino acid stimulus; positive regulation of TOR signaling. The coding region runs from base 472 to 795 and encodes 107 amino acids. The record is from RefSeq and is a predicted model, not a curated record. Gene Ontology annotation, cellular component: Ragulator complex; lysosome. Gene Ontology annotation, molecular function: guanyl-nucleotide exchange factor activity. Lineage: Eukaryota; Metazoa; Arthropoda; Insecta; Diptera; Culicidae.